AUGGCGCACCGAGAAUCGGAAAUCAUCCCAUGGGAGUGCCGUGAUGUGGAGGAUCAGGCCAAAGCCUACUACAACCAACCUCUCAGGUCCUCGAAUAAGGCUCUCGCCGAUGAAAAUGCAAGACUGAAGAAGCUGCUCCGAGAAAAUGGCAUCUCUUGGUCCCCUAUAUCCGCCAACUACCAGAACCUCAAGAGUAGUGCCAGACGGGAGCAAGCUCUUUCCUCAGGAACUCGCUCAUUUCCACACAUUCCGACAGAAGUCCUGCUGCGCAUUCUCAACUACUCAAUGACCUCGAAGGACACGAUUAUCGACCCCUUGUCGAAACUCACGCGCGAGAACCUCACGGCCGAGGAGAAAAGCCGCGGUAAUCAAGUCGCCAUCCAUUUUUUAGCGACAUGCAAGGCGAUGCACAACGAAGGCAGCCGCAUGUUCUGGAGCCAGAACACUUUCACCUUCACAACUCCGCAAGCUGUCAAGAACUUUGCCGAGUUGGACUUUGGAUUCCGAAAGGACAUCAAGCAUGUCAACUUUCGCAUCGUCGCUCAGUUCUACGACGAUAAGAAGCGAAAACACAAGCUCGAGCGAUCCUAUCACCCCUCCCUCAAGAGCGAUAUCAUACUGCGGACGAUUCCUCGGGUAAAAGAACGAAGCUAUGCCCGUGGCGGCUUCCGCGCCUACACCUGGGGUCAAGUGACGGAUUUCCUGCGUGCUCUCCGCCCUCCCUUCGAUCCCCAGCAUGACAGGAAGCUAGCUCGCCCCAAGCUGCUCCCCGGUCUUGACUCGCUCAGAAUUGACUUGGUAAACUUCCUUGACGACUUUCUCCCCAUGCCUGGCAGCGACAUGCACGAUAUCGCAUCCCACGAACUCGGAUGCUCUCUGAACGAGUUGCAAGUCACCGGUCUUCCGAUAGACGAUUCUGGUAGCAAGGUCACCGCAGAGCUUACUGGGCUCUUGCGGGACGAGGGCCUCUUCCUCGCUGGGUUGCCUUCAUUUGUUCAAGUCAAGAACUCCCUGAAGCCUCUGCCGGGCAUCUCGAGCUGCGCGCGUGUUGUUCGGGCUUGGAAGACGGUAAGGGAAAAGAAGGGAUCGGAUUUCCCUGAACUGUACCCGCCUGUUGGGUAUCCUGAUGGUGAGGAUGAUGACUCUAACUCCUCUGAUCCGGAGCUCCACGAACUCCACACCCAUCCCACUGAGCCUAUCAUGCCUCCUGCUCCUCGAGAGCCAGGUCAUCCCAAGUCUGCACCCAGUCGCCGGGAUUUGACCAUCUGGAAGAAAGUUCCCAAGUCCCGUGAUCAUAGCGGUGACGACGACCGCCAGUGGACUGAGUUCUGCCGCAGCAGUGGCUAUCCCAUGGAGGACAUUGAGGACAUGAUGGGUGACGAUGACGAGCUUGGUAUCUGUCCUUGUUGCGGUGAACCCCAUCCUAGUAUCUUGGACCUCCUCGAUAUGGACUGGAACGCGGGUUCAUCGUCGUCGGAUGAUGAUAGUGAUUGA
Colletotrichum godetiae is the source of this 1494-nucleotide messenger RNA. RefSeq lists its product as uncharacterized. NCBI's taxonomy places the organism in Eukaryota, Fungi, Ascomycota, Sordariomycetes, Glomerellales, Glomerellaceae. Bases 1 to 1494 code for a protein of 497 amino acids. The transcript has 2 exons. The record is from RefSeq and is a predicted model, not a curated record.